Molecule: messenger RNA, 1368 nt
Organism: Arvicanthis niloticus (Nile rat)
Lineage: Eukaryota; Metazoa; Chordata; Mammalia; Rodentia; Muridae
Product: F-box/LRR-repeat protein 7-like
Cellular component (GO): cytoplasm
Molecular function (GO): protein binding
Source: RefSeq, a predicted model, not a curated record
UGACUUGAGCAUGCGCACAUUGAGCACGCCCAGCCCAGCCUUGAUAUGUCCACCGACUUUGCCAGGAUUUCAGAAUGGAAGGGGCUCGUCCACAUCUUCAUCCUCCAUCACCGGGGAAACUGUGGCUAUGGUUCAUUCCCCACCUCCGACCCGCCUCACUCACCCACUCAUUCGGCUUGCCUCCAGACCCCAGAAAGAGCAAGCCAGCAUAGACCGGCUCCCGGACCACUCCAUGGUGCAGAUCUUCUCCUUCCUGCCCACCAACCAGCUAUGUCGCUGUGCACGUGUGUGCCGCCGCUGGUACAACCUGGCCUGGGACCCACGCCUCUGGAGGACUAUCCGUCUCACUGGAGAGACCAUCAAUGUGGACCGUGCCCUGAAAGUACUGACCCGCAGGCUUUGCCAGGACACCCCCAAUGUGUGUCUCAUGCUGGAGACUGUCAUUGUCAGUGGCUGUCGGCGGCUCACAGACCGAGGGCUUUAUACCAUUGCACAGUGCUGUCCAGAACUGAGGCGCCUGGAAGUCUCAGGAUGUUACAAUAUCUCCAAUGAGGCUGUCUUUGAUGUGGUGUCACUCUGUCCCAACCUGGAGCAUCUGGAUGUAUCAGGGUGUUCCAAAGUUACCUGCAUCAGCUUGACCCGGGAGGCCUCCAUUAAACUGUCCCCCUUGCACGGCAAACAGAUUUCCAUCCGAUACCUUGAUAUGACGGACUGCUUCGUGCUGGAGGACGAAGGCUUGCACACCAUCGCAGCUCACUGCACGCAGCUCACACACCUCUAUCUACGCCGCUGUGUCCGCCUCACGGAUGAGGGUCUCCGCUACCUGGUGAUCUACUGCACUUCCAUCAAGGAGCUGAGCGUCAGCGACUGCCGUUUUGUCAGUGACUUUGGCCUGCGGGAGAUUGCGAAACUGGAGUCCCGCUUGAGGUACCUCAGCAUCGCCCACUGCGGCCGCAUCACGGAUGUGGGCAUUCGUUAUGUGGCCAAAUACUGCAGCAAAUUACGCUACCUCAAUGCGAGGGGCUGCGAGGGCAUCACGGACCAUGGUGUGGAGUACCUAGCCAAGAACUGCACGAAACUGAAGUCUCUGGACAUUGGCAAAUGUCCCCUGGUCUCCGACACGGGCUUGGAAUCCCUGGCUUUGAACUGCUUCAAUCUCAAGAGGCUAAGCCUCAAGUCUUGUGAAAGCAUCACUGGCCAGGGCCUGCAGAUCGUGGCUGCCAACUGCUUUGACCUACAGAUGUUAAAUGUCCAGGACUGUGAAGUUUCGGUGGAGGCCCUGCGGUUUGUGAAGCGCCAUUGCAAGCGCUGUGUCAUUGAGCAUACCAACCCUGCUUUCUUCUGAAGGGACAGCUCCCAUUGCGCAAU